Messenger RNA from Nezara viridula (southern green stink bug), 1548 nucleotides. NCBI's taxonomy places the organism in Eukaryota, Metazoa, Arthropoda, Insecta, Hemiptera, Pentatomidae. The record is from the annotation of a GenBank genome assembly.
AAAAAAUUUAACUGCAGCAAGACAGGUAUUGCGACAACAGUGUCCUACAUCCCCACACAUCAUUUAGCUCUGCUGUUCCUACUCUCACUUCUCUCCCAAUCACCAUCCUAGUAAGAUAUUUUGAUCACUGACAACCGACUUGACAAUAAAAUUUUGCUAUGAGACUUGUAUGCUUGGUUGUUAGUUUACUUCUUGGCUUUUGUCAAGCUCAGAGAUUCGGGCUAUCAAAUGUAGUGUCUUUAACCAAUGGUAUAAUACCCAAUGUAUUACAUGCCUUAUCUUUUGACUAUGACAAUGUUGUAUAUUCGCCUUUUGGAUUAUCUACUAGUUUGGCAAUAGUUUUCGAAGGAGUAGGUAAUAAAUUAGCAGAUGAUAUGAUCAAAACUCUUAAACUUGACAACCCCAACCCUUCUGUUGCUAAGCAAGUUCUCAGAACCGGGUUCAAAUCAUUGUUAGAAGAAUUUGAGAAAGAAAAGCAUGCACAAGAUGUUGCUGGUUCAUACAACAAUGCUCAUCUCUACAGUACUACUAAACUAGUUCCUGAAUACCAGAGUGUAUUAGAAAACUUUUAUAAAGUCUCAAUCGUUCACAAUUCAACUUCAACAAAUUCAUCAGAACUUCAAUUGGAAAUACACACAGACACGGGAGUUAUGAGCCAUUGGAAAGAUUUUGACAAGCUAGCAGUAUAUACUUACCUUACUCAUCAUCCAGCAGCUCCCUUUAUAAGUGAAAAAGGUAUAACAAUAGAAGUGCCAAUGAUACCUCAAGUUGGGACUUAUAGAGCUGGGUAUAUUAAUCGAUUAAAAAGUCAAGCUGUUGAAUUACAUCUAGAGACCAAGCGAGCAAGUUUAUUUCUCUUGAUGCCAGAUGAAAGAAUCAAAAUAAGAGAUGUACUGGAAAAAAUGUUGAAGGAAAGCAUCGGAUCGCUUCCUGCAUCUUUGCCUUUAACUGAGAUUGAGGUUACUUUUCCACAGUUUGUUAUUCUAAAUAACGAUUUGGACUUGAGUAAAACCUUGCAGUUGCUAGGAUUAAAAGAUAUUUUUGCAACUAAAUCAGGACCAGUAAAAAGUAUUAAACAGAAUGCAUAUUUUGCAACAUCGUUUGUGAGUGUGAAUUCUAUUGGUUCCACAAACACAGUUUUACAUAAAAAGCUACCAAAAAGAGAAAAAAGGCAAAUCCCAAAUUCGCUUGUUUUUAAUAAGCCAUUCAUCUUUUUCCUAUUACACAAACCCACUAAUGUCGUUUUAUUGGCUGGAUUGGUUAGGUCACCAUCACAGGUACCAUGAUAACCAAUACAACUAAGUUUCAAACCUUGUGAUAAGAUUUUUAAAUACGUAGUUACCUAUUACACUAGUCAUUUUCAUUUAUCUUCACUUUUAAAAUUAAGCACUAACAAAGUAUAAUCAAAAGAUGAAAAGUACAAAAUGUGUAUUAUCAUAGAAUUUAAAAUUAUUGUAAUGUUACAAAAAUUUAUUAGAUAAUUUAACUAAAACUUACCAUUAUGAGGACAAAUAUUCAAUUUUGUAUUCUAUCCAAUUCUGAAUUUUC